GAUCCACCUUCUGCAGGGCAAUCUCUGGGCUAGACAGAGAAGGCAUAAGCCUCUGCAGCCACAGUCCUUGUCCUCAGGAGAUCCAGCACCAUGAAGGGCUUCCUCAUUGCUGGCCUCAUCACAUUGCUCACGGUUGCAGCUGUAGAGUCCCUGAGCUGUGUGCAGUGUAAUUCAAUGACAAACACCUGUGUCAACAGCACCACCACUGAGUGUCCUUCAGAUGCCAAUGCCAGCUGUACCACUUUCUUGACCAACGCUUCUUUAGGAGGAGACAUUACCUUGUACCAGGAUAAGGCUUGCUCUGCAGAGAACUGCAGUGAGGGCGUGAUUGAGGCCUUCACCAUCCGUGUAACUGAUGAAGAAAGCUUCCAUUUUGCCAGCCAGUGCUGCCUCGGACAGGAGUGUAAUGAUUCCAAUGAUACCAUAGCUCCCCCACAGGAAGAAGUGUUCAGCAACAUAGAGUGCCUUGCAUGUUAUGGACCAAAUGAAACGUUCUGUAAUGUGACAUCCCGGAAAUGCUAUAAGGAAGAAAGAUGUGUCAAUCUAAUUGCAGAAUUUAAGAAUGAGACAAAGCUCGUGGUGAAAGGCUGCUCCAACAUCAGCAACUCCACCUGUCAGUUCCUCUCUACUGAAAACCGGGUAGUUGGAGGAGUCCUUUUCCAAAAGUUUGAGUGUGUAGACAACUUCAGUAUCUCUUCAACACCCAUUCCUACCGUGACCACCACCACUGACACUGGUUCUAAAGUAUCCUUCACCCCACUGGCCCUUGUCAGCUUUCUUCUGCUGGGGCUGGUGCUGUGAGAUCUGCACCCUCAAACCCUACCCUACCCUAUUUAACUGUUCACUGGGUAGCAGUCACAGAUUUCCAGGUCAUAGCCUGUGAUAGCUACAUUGUUCUUUAUUAUUAAAGCAUUGGUUCACUCAUUGACCAAAACUGUCCUUGUACAUUAUGGGCUGGGCUUCCUUCAAGCCACUGUCCAGUACCACUUCCCAGUUCCUUGCCUUUGAAAUCCUUGUACCUUUGUGUGAGGGCCCCCAGGACCAUCCUGAUCCCUGCCCAGUUUGCUUCUGAGAAGCAGACGCUUCCACCUUGCUGGCAUCUUUUGCCUACAGUUCUGCAUUUCUGGGGACCAACAUAACUUAUCCCCAUCCUCACACUUGGGGGUGCCCCAGUGGUACCUCAUAAUGCCCUGUGUUGAUCCCAGUACUGAUAUUUGGCUCUUUAGCAAUUGUAGGCUGUGACCAGAGGCCUAAAGUGACAUUAUAUAGGGCUGUGUCACCAUGGGACCCAAAGAGGGUGCAAAAGGAUUGCUGAUGGCUGGCAGUUUCUCCUGCCCAACCUCCCAGACAGGAGCAUAAUGUUGUCAGUGCCUUGUUGACCAGGUGUCUCAUAGCCUUGCAUGGAAUGAAACAUGGCUGCAGAGUCCCAGCCCCUCCUCUCAGAGAACUUACAAUCAAAGGCAGAGUGCUCAGCUCCAAAGCAGACACCCAGGGAGCAAGAAAACCAUUCAAUCCAAUAUGCACAGAAGCCCAGCUUUAUCAAAUAAAGGGGAACUUGAGCUGGACUCAGAAG
Phacochoerus africanus (Common warthog) is the source of this 1573-nucleotide messenger RNA. RefSeq names its product LY6/PLAUR domain containing 8 (gene LYPD8). The transcript is spliced from 6 exons. Gene Ontology annotation, biological process: defense response to Gram-negative bacterium. The coding region runs from base 91 to 801 and encodes 236 amino acids. The record is from RefSeq and is a predicted model, not a curated record. NCBI's taxonomy places the organism in Eukaryota, Metazoa, Chordata, Mammalia, Artiodactyla, Suidae.